AUGGCCACGUUCGUCUCACGGUGGACGGGAGAGGACCAUCUCAUGAUCCAUAACUACGUGCAGAAGCUGAUCAGAGAUAUCGAUCCCGCUGUCGUAGUGCUCGAUAUGUUCCACCGGCCGGGAGUGGAUGCCACCCGUGGUGGUAAUCGCUUGCACGCCAUCUUGUCGCCGAACGUUUUGGCCGACGUGUUCGGUGGUGCACAGCCCUGGCUCAGAGGCUUUUGGAAAUUCCCGGCCCUUGGCUCCGGUCAUGACUUUCCUGUCCCGUGGCGGGACAUCCCCUCCAAUAUCUACCAGAUGGGUAGCUUUGCUUGGGCCAUGUUGUUCAAUCCGGAGCUCGUCGAGAAGCGCAAGUUCCUAGCUGGCCACGGUCUCGAGGACCCAAUUAGCUUUUUUACCAUUCACCAGCCCGGAAACGGUGUCUUCAUCUCCCAAGACACAGCUGCUGUAGCCAUUCCGCUCAAUUUAGUUCCAGCCAACGUCACCACAACAGGUCCUAUCGUGAUCUCGGUCGCCUCGGCAGCAGAGCAAGACCUCGAGCUAACGUUAUGGCUAAAGAGGGCCCCAACAGUGCUAAUUAACCUUGGUAGUUUGUUUGAAUACGAUGCGGACAGAGCAAGCAGCAUGGCCGGCGCAUUAGAGACCGUCCUAGGGCGCACGAAUGUGCAGGUUCUGUGGAAGUUGAAUAAAGCCCCGAGUCUUGAUGAUAAGGAUUGGAGGCCCGUUGUGGAGGAGUUCAUUACGAAUGAUAGGCUCAGAGUGUCAAAGUGGUUGACGGUGGAUCCAACUGCUCUACUCGAGACGGGCGAUAUCAUUGCAUCCGUCCACCAUGGCGGGGCAAAUUGUUACCAUGAAGCUAUCGCGUGA
Messenger RNA from Colletotrichum fioriniae, 867 nucleotides. Lineage: Eukaryota; Fungi; Ascomycota; Sordariomycetes; Glomerellales; Glomerellaceae. The record is from RefSeq and is a predicted model, not a curated record.